GUGUGUUGUUCUCAGAGGUCCGCCGUGCGUGUGGCGUGAUGGUAUUGGUCAAUCCUCAGAGUGGGCGUGGCCAGGCCAUGGCUCAAUACAAUGGGCACGUUCAGCGGAUGCUCACAGAGGCGGAUAUCCCACACACACUCGUCAUCACCGAACGUCAGAAUCACGCCCGAGAUCUGGUGAGGAGCACAGACCUGUCGCAGUGGGACGCCCUGAUCAUCCUGUCUGGAGACGGGCUACUCUUUGAGGUGGUGAACGGGCUGAUGGAGAGGCCAGAUUGGGAGAAGGCCAUUCAGACUCCCCUGGGUAUUCUCCCGGGAGGUUCUGGAAACGCUCUGGCUGCUUCCGUCCAUCAUUACACACGUGCGUCUCCGGUGUGGGGUGAGGAUCUGCUGACCAGCUGCGGGUUUCUGCUGUGUAAAGGUCUGGUUUCGGGUCUAGACCUGAUCUCCGUUCAGCUGUCAUCCGGCGCUCGCCUGUUCUCCUUUCUCUCUCUGGCCUGGGGUUUCGUGGCGGACGUGGACAUCGAGAGUGAGACAUUCCGGCAGAUCGGCGCGCUGCGGUUUAUCCUUGGCACACUUGUGCGUCUGGCAUCACUGCGGAUAUAUCAAGGUAAACUGGCCUAUUUACCUGCUGGAGAAACAGACUCUGUGUCUUCCACAGGUGAAAAUCUCCUGAAUGACCACCUGAUGGCGCCAUUCGGGCAGCCUGUACCGCAGAAUUGGACACUUGUAGAGGAGCGCGAGUUUGUUCUGGUACUUGCGAUGUUUCAGUCGCACCUGAGUGAGGAUCUGAUGGCGGCUCCAGGAGCACGUGCUGAUGACGGGAUUAUUCACCUAUUUUACUUGACUGCAGGAGUUUCGCGUGCUACACUGCUACGCCUCUUUCGCGCCAUGCAGAGCGGGACGCAUUUGGACUGUGGAUGUGCACAUUUGGUGUACGUGCGCGCACAGGCCAUUAGAUUAGAGCCGCUGAGUGCAGACGGGGUGCUGACGGUGGACGGAGAGCGAGUUCAUUAUGGACCUGUUCAAGCUCAGGUGCACAGAGCAGCGGCGCGCAUCAUCUGCUGAUACACACUUGAAUUUGAAGCGAUAGCUCACUCAAAAAUCGAACUGAACUGAAAAACAUAGGGCGGCACGGUGGCUCAGUGGUUAGCACUGUCUCUUCACAGCAAGAAGAUCGCUGGUUUGAGUCCUGGCUGAUGCAGUUGGCAUUUCUGUGUGGAG
Messenger RNA from Danio rerio (zebrafish), 1223 nucleotides. NCBI's taxonomy places the organism in Eukaryota, Metazoa, Chordata, Actinopteri, Cypriniformes, Danionidae. The record is from RefSeq and is a predicted model, not a curated record.